AAGCCAACCUCAGCUGUUUGUCGAGCAAUACAAGCCCAGUUCAAAUCCACAUUCUGUGGUGAAGAAAGAAGCGGCGCCAUUUUAAUACAGUUACUUCUCCAUUAUGGGAAAAGGAGGAAUUUCUCACGAAGUCCAACCUGGUUGUCCUCAAGAUCCAGCGGAUAACACUCCUCAACUUCUGUCACCCUUGCAGAUGGGCCCGAUGUUCAGCCUUUCCCACAGAGUUGUGUUGGCUCCUGUAACUCGGUGCCGCGCAAUAGACAACAUUCCUCAAGCUUGUCACGUGAAGUUUUAUUCUCAGAGGACCACCAAAGGAGGUCUUCUCAUCUCAGAGGCUAACGCCGUCUCACCUCAAGCUAUUGGGUUUCCACAUUCUCCUGGUAUUUUCAUUGAAGAACAAGUAAUGGCGUGGAAAAAGGUUGUGGACGCCGUUCACGCUAAGGGCGGCGUAAUUUUUUGCCAGCUCUGGCAUGUCGGCAGGGCUUCGCACACAGUUUAUCAGCCCAACGGAGAAGCACCAAUAUCGUCCACAGCCAAGGCAAUAUCAGACGAAUGGAGCAUCUUGAUGCCCGGCGGAUCUAAGUCCACUUACUCCCCCCCACGUGCGCUUUCUGUGUCUGAAAUAGUGGCUGUGGUUGAAGAGUUUCGUAAGGCUGCGAGGAACGCCAUGUGCGCGGGAUUUGAUGGCGUGGAAAUACACGCCGCACACGGGUACCUGAUCGACCAGUUCCUUAAGGACGGAGUAAACGACAGAGUGGACGACUACGGUGGGUCCCUGCAGAAUAGAUGCCGCUUUGCCAUGGAGGUCUUGGACGCAGUGGUGGGGGAGAUUGGCGCUGAACGCACCGCCAUAAGAGUGUCGCCCGUUAUACACCACAUGGGCGCUACCGAUUCCGACCCCCUUUCUCUCACCUCUCACUUAAUCGGCCUGCUCAAUUCGCAUCCUCUGGCUUACCUGCACAUGACAGAGCCCCGAUUCACAAGAGAGGGCCUCAAAGACGAUGGGGCAGAGGGCGAAAUGAUGACUGCCGCAAUGUGGAAGAUGGUGAAGGAGGAAUACAAAGGAAGGCUUAUGAGGAGUGGCGGAUACAGCAGAGAGACUGCCAUGGAAGCCGUGUCCAAUGGUAGUGCAGAUAUGAUAUCCUUUGGUAGGCUGUUUAUUUCGAAUCCGGAUCUGCCCCUGAGAUUCGCUAUUGAAGCGAAGCUCAGCAAGUAUGACCGCUCUACUUUCUACACUCACGACCAGGUGGUUGGUUACAGUGAUUACCCGUUUUACAUCCAUACUUCCCCUGCAUCAAAUUCAAAGUUUGAUGAGCAUGUUGACUUUAGAGCAGAGGUUGAAUCAUCAUGAGCCGUGACAAUGCUGCAAACCGGCAAAGCAGAUGAACAGUUCCCCACUAAAUACUUGACCGAAGUUAAGACAACUAGCUUUAUUUCCGUGUUCCAUUUGUAUGCCGUCAUAUUGUUCGAAGCUACGACAGCGCAGACUCAAUUCAACAGAAAUUGUAUAAAUUAAUUCUAUAAAUGAUUAUGAAAAGGGUUUGAACAAA
Molecule: messenger RNA, 1550 nt
Organism: Cryptomeria japonica (Japanese cedar)
Lineage: Eukaryota; Viridiplantae; Streptophyta; Pinopsida; Cupressales; Cupressaceae
Product: 12-oxophytodienoate reductase 7
Exons: 4
Coding region: 104-1351 (415 amino acids)
Molecular function (GO): oxidoreductase activity; FMN binding
Source: RefSeq, a predicted model, not a curated record